Messenger RNA from Amoebophrya sp. A120, 1575 nucleotides. The record is from the annotation of a GenBank genome assembly. Lineage: Eukaryota; Dinophyceae; Syndiniales; Amoebophryaceae.
CUUAAGGUUGUUGGACAUGAAGCGUCUCAUCAAACAUCUCAUCAUGCCACAGCUGCUCAUCGAUCGCAGCAAAGCCGCGGCCGCUUCUUUCGACAACUCAAUCUCGCAGGAAUGGGACAUUCUCGGCUCUAUGAUUCCGGGAUACGAUAACAUCGCCGAAGGCUUUUACUUUUUUGACGCGUAUUGGCCUCCCCAUCUGCUACAUCGACGACCGAGUUUAACUUUUGAAGAAUAUACCCCACCUGAUGGUGACGGGACAGAGACAGAGGUUGAGAGUCUUGGCGACGGGGAUGAUGCACGAGAGGUAGCACCACCGGACGCAGUAAAAGCCACUGCAGCUGGCGCACAAAAUUACAUCUAUGACUUUUCGCCAGUCCUUCAGCGCUUGGACGAUUUGGCGUACCAGUGUAUUCACGGGCCGCGAAACAAAAUCCUGCACGAUCUUGGAAUUCCGCAGCGAUGGAGGCAAUUGCUAGAACGUUUGACCUGGGAAACAGAAUGCGAUCACUGGAAGCAGGAAUGGUAUCAACAAUUAGGACUGAUUGGCCCGACUGCACCUCCUCUCCCUUGGAAGGACAUGGAGCAUUUUUGGGCCAUCAGCGACAAGCCGCUGCGAAAGGCUGCUUUCUUCAUUUGGCCUGAUGCGGACAUCGAAGAAGAGGCAGAGGACCACUUUGAAUCAAAACCGUCGACGCAUGCAACAUGCUACAGAUAUUGCCAAUAUUCAUGGAGAUGUGAAUAUCAAGCGAACGCCCAUACUGAUACGGUUGAGGCGGUGCGGCGCUCGCGCCGGUGCUGGGGGGGAUGGAAAUGGAAAGCGGAAGAUGGACGUCAAUUCUAGUUAAAUGCGACAAAGAUCUAUUUAUGGUUGUCGACAUUUACAAUCUCAACCAGCACAUUCAUUGUCCUGCUCGAGCCCUCCAAGGACUCCUUGAUUGUUUCGCUUUCGAGACUAAUAUCUACCACAACGAACGUUAAGAAAUCCACAUUUCUCAUUUUUACUUCUCAGCAUUUUUAUCAAUAAUUGUAUAGUUUUACAUUAUUAUCAACUUCAACAGAAUACAAAAACAUUCGUAGGGACCGUAUUAAAACCUCAUUUCCUUUUGCCGUCGCUUGACAGUGUGAAUAAAGAGCAGCCAUAUCCAUACCCUGGCUCAGUUGUGCCAGCCCAUAUUUGUACACAAAAAGCAAGAAGUAUGCGAUCCAUGUGAAUGCAUAAAGAAAGGAGAUCAGUAUGCAGUAUACUGACCCUGAAAGUGAAACAGAGAAUCCAUAUAGUGAAUAGCGAUAGCUGCUCGUCUUCGUCAUCCAACGUUUAUUUUUCUUUGCGCUCCUCCAGUGGACAAUUGAUGAUAUCUUCCAACCCGGAGAACAACUAUGCUAAACAAGAUUUUCAUGAUUUUGCUCGAUUCUGCUUGUUGUCAUUGAUGUCAUUGUGUCGCGUAUUACACGACCGCUGAGUGCGAGGUGACUGAAUCUGAAACUGAAACGGAAUUCCCGUGAUGGAAAUCAUGAAAAAUGAAAUCAGUAUUGCAGCAAAAAGCACGACGAUGAACAUGCAUACACGACUCAGAU